AUGCAUCCUCUCAGUUUCAACAACCCUCCGCCUCCUCCUCACCCUGUACCGCCACCGCAAGAAAACCUAAUCGAUCCAAAUUUCACGUACGCACGACUGGUCGAUCAAUUGAAUUUUUCCAACAUGACCCUCGCGAACAUUUCCCAUCAAUUGAACGAUAUGCGGCUUGAAAUGAACGUCCUUAGAACGGAGAAUGAUAAACUAAACAGUGUAAUCAACGACAUGCGCGCACAUACACCGCAAGGGUCCAGUACACCUCAUCGUGGUGGUGAAGUGAAUGAUGCAGAUGCUGCAGAGAAGGCAAGAUUGACGGUAUCUGAAGUUGAAUCUGCAUUCAAUGAGUUUUGUGGAACGGACUAUUACCCGAUACGCAAAUGGAUUGCGGAUUUCGAAGAGAUGGCGGAUUCCUUAGGACUGUCUGAAUUACGGAAGUAUGUGGUUGCGAAGCGGAAGCUAAUCGGAAUAGCUAGAUCGUCGCUCAAUACUGUCCGUCAUGUCACGAGUUGGGCAGCACUGAAAGGGUUUUUGAUUGGUGAAUUCGACCGGCAUGAAAAUAGUGCCACUGUACACGAGAAAGUACGGAAUCGGAGGAAAAGUGCAGUAGAAAGUGUUUUUGAAUAUUAUCUGGUCAUGACGGAGCUUGGCGCAAAAGCAAACUUGGAUGCUGAAGCUAUCAUCACCCAUGUCGUGAAUGGGAUCAACGACAGCGGAGCCGACAAAACAGUGUUGUAUGGUGCAAAGACGAUCGACGAGUUCAAGGAGCAGCUUAGAGUGUACCAAAAUAUCAAGGACAGCAAACAGUCCAGCGGCUCUGGGCAGAUGUCAGAGCGAUAUCAGCAAACUGUGUCACCACGGAAGCAGAGUAGUGUUCAAUAUCGUUCAAAUGGAAAUACGCUCGGAAGCAGAAUGCCUGUCUGUUUCGGAUGCCAGGAGCCAGGGCACAUAAUGAGAAAUUGCCCGAGGAAGCUCAAAAAGUCGGUGAAGCUCUGCAGCUCAACUGCGGUUGUGGAGAAGGGAACUUUCCUAACGGUUAUUAUUGAUUCGGUCCCGAAAGAAGUGCUUUUCGACUGUGGGGCAGGCGUAUCAUUGAUCAGAAACGAUCUGCAGGAGAAGCUAGGAUUAGCGGUAAACGAAAACGAAAAACAGGACUUGCACACGCUGAGUGGCCGUAUCAGAACUUUAGGAGUCACGUCGCUGGAAACACAAAUAGAGGAUCGUGUAAUGAUGCUGAGUUUCAGUGUAUUGCCGGUGAAGGAUUUGAAAAUGGAGAUGCUGUUGGGGCGGAACUUGCUUGUCAACGGAGAUGUAACAGUUUCUACUAGUGGCUCAAGGUUCAUCCCAAAAGUUGUGAAUUUUGUGUACAGCAUCGGAGUCAUGGAUGAGCCACUGGAAGACCCAGUGAACCACAUUUGUAACGCCAAUAUUCGAGAUGCAGUUAGGACACUCAUAGCCGGGUACAAACCACGGAAACCAAAUAAAACGGAAGUGAAAUUGAAAAUAUUCCUGAAGGAUGAGAUAUCAAUUCAGCAGCUACCUCGACGAUUAGCGCCGUUGGAAAAGGAGAUCGUACAGAAGGAGAUUUCCAAGUGGUUGGAGGAAGGGGUAAUCCAACCUAGCUCCUCUGAAUUUAGCAGUCCGAUUGUUCUGUCACAUAAAAAGGACGGCACCAGAAGAUUAUGCGUUGAUUAUCGGCGUCUUAACAAGGUCAUCAUUCGCGACCAUUUUCCACUUCCGUUAAUUGAGGACGUUAUAGAUGAACUGCAAGGAGCAAGGAUUUUCACAACCCUGGAUUUAGAAAAUGGAUUUUUCCACGUUCCAGUAGAUGAAGAUAGCCGGAAGUAUACAGCUUUCGUCACACCCUCUGGUCAAUACGAGUUUUUGGCAACGUCGUUUGGAUUGAGUACAUCACCGACCGUGUUCCAACGGUAUAUAAACAACAUCUUUCGAGGGUUGAUCGAGAAGCAGGUCGUGAUAGUUUACAUCGACGAUUUACUGAUUCCAACGAAGAACGAGAAGGAAGCGUUGGAGAAACUAAAAAUGGUGCUUGAAGUAGCGGAACGUCACGGCCUAAGAAUCAAAUGGCAGAAUUGUCAGUUCCUGAAACGGAAGAUCGAAUAUCUGGGAUACGAAAUUGAAGAAGCGGAGAUAAGGCCAACGAAGGACAAAAUAGCAGCUGUGAAGAACUUCCCCGAUCCUAAAAAUUUCAAGGAGAUACAACGGUUUCUAGGUUUGACUGGAUUUUUCCGGAAGUUUGUGGAGAAUUAUUCAGUUAAGGCAAAGCCACUCACGGAUUUGCUGAAAAAGGAUGCAGAUUUCGUAUUCGGGCAAGAGCAGAAGGCGGCAGUUGAGCAGUUGAAGCAGGCGCUGUGUUCCCGAUCAACCUUAACACUAUAUCAUCCACAAGCAACUACAGAACUUCACACGGAUGCCAAUAAGGCGGGAUACGGAGAAAUUUUGUUACAGAAGAGACCGGACGAUGAAAAAUUCCAUCCGAUCUACUAUUUUAGCAGGAAGACUUCUUCAGCGGAGGAAAACUACCCAAGUUACGAGCUGGAGGUUCUUGCAGUCGUCGCGGCGUUGAAAAAGUUUAGGGUUUAUCUGCUGGGAAUCCCAUUCAAAAUUAUCACCGAUUGUUCUGCCUUUAAGAUGACGAUGGAGAAAAAAGACAUUGCACCGAGAAUCGCUGGCUGGGCGCUUCUUCUGGAGGAAUAUGAUUACGUCAUCGAACAUCGUCCAGGAGCUCGAAUGAAGCAUGUUGACGCACUGAGUCGUGCACCAGCGGUUCACUUGCUGCGGAAUAACGUGGUUGACCAAGUGAAGAUGAAUCAGCAAGCGGAUGAAAAGCUAGGAGCAAUCAUGAAGGUGUUGGAGACCGGUGACUAUGGCGACUACUCCCUGGAUCACGGGGUUCUAUACAGGCAGCAUGGUGGCGGAAAACUCCUGGUAAUACCGGCAGCGAUGCAGAACUUGCCGUUAUCAACGUAUCAUGUUGACCAUCUUGGUCCAUUAGUAGCCUCCAAAAAGCAGUAUCGCUAUAUUUUCACGGUUGUGGAUGCAUUCACAAAAUUUGUAUGGAUUUACCCAGUAAAAUCUACAACUGCGGAGGAAAUCCUGCAGAAGUUGGAGAUCCAGAAAGCUACUUUUAGGAAUCCAGCGAGAAUAAUUUCCGAUCGAGGAGCAGCAUUUACGUCAAAAGCGUUCCAGAAAUAUUGCGAAGCAGAAGGAAUUGAGCACCUGCUAACAACGACUGGUGUUCCUAGAGGGAAUGGACAGGUGGAGAAGAUCAACGGAAUCAUCGUUCCUGCACUGACGAAGUUGUCGAUUGAUGACGUCGACAAGCAAAAAUUAGCUGUUGUUCCAGCGUCAUCCGGGCCGGACGACGGUCAGUCUGGCCGAAUGUCAGAUUUAAAUUGA
Molecule: messenger RNA, 3414 nt
Organism: Toxorhynchites rutilus septentrionalis
Lineage: Eukaryota; Metazoa; Arthropoda; Insecta; Diptera; Culicidae
Exons: 1
Coding region: 1-3414 (1137 amino acids)
Biological process (GO): DNA integration
Molecular function (GO): nucleic acid binding; zinc ion binding
Source: RefSeq, a predicted model, not a curated record